AUGGACCACGUAUCUAGGGCAAUUCAGCAGCCCCGAGCGGUGGUCACUCGCCUCCAGCGUUACUGUUUCCGCCGCAAUUACCAUCUACGACCCUCCUCUUCUCGCGUUAUCCCUCCCUCCUCCCACCGCCUCGGACAACCUCGUGUUGCGGCGACCUUCAACACCUUCACUUCCAACCUCCCCAAAAUCGCCCCUUUGUAUCGGAUAGCUUUGCGCCACGCUUCGACGAUGGCGGACCCACAGUUUGCUGAGGGGACCAACCCCGAACAGGCGCGCCAGGGAUUGCAGUCGCUGCAGGAACAGGGAUGGGUCUUGGAUGAGGACGGACAGGGCGUGAAGAAGACGUACUAUUUCAAGUCGUACUUCAAGGCGGUGAGCUUUGUCAACGUGGUCGCAUCGCAGAGUUCAACCAAGAAGCACCAUCCAACCAUGACUGUGAGAAUCGGAUCGGUCGAUAUCCACUGGACUACCCACCAUCCCCGGGGCUUAAGUGAGAAGGACUUGGAAAUGGCGCAGCAUUGCGACGAGGCAGCGGAGCUGAUGGGGUCGGUGGAACAAGGGCAGGGGAAAAAACCCAAAGGCGUAGUUCAACAAUCAAUCCAGCCAGUCAGUCAAGCUAGUCUAGUCGAACUUUCAGCUGAGCAAAAUGGCUGGAAUGCGCCAGUCUCUGCCCGUCUUCGGGUCAUGCCAUCCAACCAGAUGCCGACCCGAUGUGAAGAAACGAAAAAAAACAACCAACCAACUAUCCCGACAUCUAAUCUGACAGGGAGGUCCUGUCACUCUGCAGGUAAGCAUUCCUCUCCUCCCCCGUCUCCAACCAAUGUUUGCGAUUGA
Molecule: messenger RNA, 834 nt
Organism: Aspergillus niger
Lineage: Eukaryota; Fungi; Ascomycota; Eurotiomycetes; Eurotiales; Aspergillaceae
Exons: 4
Coding region: 1-834 (277 amino acids)
Biological process (GO): tetrahydrobiopterin biosynthetic process
Molecular function (GO): 4-alpha-hydroxytetrahydrobiopterin dehydratase activity
Source: RefSeq, a predicted model, not a curated record